CCGCACCGCCCAGUCCCGCCCCCUGGGGGCGCUGCCCUCGGGCGCCCGCCACCCAUGCCGCCCAGCCGCUCUGCCGCCCGCCGCUGAGCCCGCGUCCACCCUCCAGCUCUCAAGAUGUGGCACAACGUGGGGCUGACCCUGCUGGUGUUCGUGGCCACGCUGCUGAUCGUCCUGCUGCUGAUGGUGUGCGGUUGGUAUUUUGUAUGGCAUCUCUUUUUAUCUAAAUUCAAGUUUCUACGGGAACUGGUGGGAGACACAGGAUCCCAGGAAGGAGAUCAUGAGCCUUCAGGGUCUGAAACAGAAGAGGACCCUUCAGCUUCACCACACAGGAUCAGAUCUGCUCGUCAGAGGAGGGCGCCCGCUGAUGAAGGCCACUGACCAGACACCUGCCAUACUAGAAUAUGGUCUAAGGCAGUUAUGAGCCUCUGUCUUUAGUGACCUAGCUUUGAAAGUUACUAAGUGACUGAGGAACAUUUGUAAUUGGAUUUAUAUCCAGUUCAAAAAAGAUUUACAUGUAAGCCAUAUAGAAAUAAAGGGAAUUUAAAUCAAA
Peromyscus eremicus (cactus mouse) is the source of this 550-nucleotide messenger RNA. RefSeq names its product small integral membrane protein 13 (gene Smim13). NCBI's taxonomy places the organism in Eukaryota, Metazoa, Chordata, Mammalia, Rodentia, Cricetidae. The record is from RefSeq and is a predicted model, not a curated record. Bases 115 to 378 code for a protein of 87 amino acids. The transcript has 2 exons.